This is a messenger RNA of Bactrocera neohumeralis, 498 nucleotides long. Its product is annotated as MIP18 family protein F45G2.10-like. Lineage: Eukaryota; Metazoa; Arthropoda; Insecta; Diptera; Tephritidae. The transcript has a single exon. Gene Ontology annotation, biological process: iron-sulfur cluster assembly. Bases 1 to 498 code for a protein of 165 amino acids. The record is from RefSeq and is a predicted model, not a curated record.
AUGACGGCCUUGGCGAAUCCUUCUCCCGUUGUCCAUGAAGAAAUUGAAGGCGGCGGUCGUACUUGUCAAGAUAAGGCGGCCGAGCACAAUGAAGCGGUCGAGGACCCAAUUGAUGCCUGGGAAAUUUUUGAGAUUAUUCGUCGUAUCCGCGACCCUGAACACCCAAACACACUGGAGCAACUAAAAGUGGUGGAACCCUCCCUGAUCACCGUCGACUUCAGUAACGGACGCAAGUACGUAAAGGUCAUGUUCACGCCCACGGUUCCCCUUCACUGCAGCCUGACGGCUCUCAUCGGCCUCAGCAUCUCGUUGAAACUGCAACGCUCCUUGCCUCAGUACACGAAGAUUGACGUCUACGUGACCCCAGGUACGCAUGACCAGGAAGAGCAGGUGAAUAAGCAGCUCAAUGACAAGGAGCGCGUCGCCGCGGCGUUGGAGAACAAGAACCUGCUAUCGGUCGUAGAGUCUUGCAUGUACGACUACGAGGAAAACUGCUAA